Phycodurus eques (leafy seadragon) is the source of this 2678-nucleotide messenger RNA. RefSeq names its product basic helix-loop-helix family, member e40 (gene bhlhe40). The coding region runs from base 347 to 1585 and encodes 412 amino acids. The record is from RefSeq and is a predicted model, not a curated record. Gene Ontology annotation, biological process: circadian regulation of gene expression; regulation of transcription by RNA polymerase II; regulation of neurogenesis. Gene Ontology annotation, cellular component: nucleus. Gene Ontology annotation, molecular function: DNA-binding transcription factor activity, RNA polymerase II-specific; protein dimerization activity; RNA polymerase II cis-regulatory region sequence-specific DNA binding. The transcript is spliced from 5 exons. NCBI's taxonomy places the organism in Eukaryota, Metazoa, Chordata, Actinopteri, Syngnathiformes, Syngnathidae.
AGGCUCAUGUGAUGGACUUCACAGUCGCGCAGUGUGUUCGGACGUGCCUGCAGUCACAGGACUUGUUCCACACGUCAAGCAGCGAGCCUCGCGCGCACUCAGUCUCGCAAUCGAGACCCAGCAGCCGAGCAGUGCGCGCAAAGAGUGAGUGAGUGAGUGAGUGAGUGAGUGAGUGAGGGGGCGGGGGGGGGAGACAAACACGCAAAAGCGCUGUCCGCAACUUGAAGCUCUCAGGAGACGACACGCGGAAUACGGACAUCGGUUUUCUUCGCUUCGGAUCGUUUCUUUUGCUCGUAUUUUGCCUUUUUUUUUUUUUUUUUUCCCUCCUCUUUGUUUUUGAAACAACAUGGAGGGGAUUACGAGGGCGCAACCGCCGCCGCCGUGUGUGCCCAAACACCCGUCGCUGGAUAUCGCUGACAUGCAGGGGAUGGAUUUUCCCAUUUACGUAUAUAAAUCACGAAGGGGCGUGAAACGCGGGGAUGACAGCAGGGAGACCUACAAGUUGCCACAUCGACUCAUCGAAAAGAAAAGACGAGACCGAAUCAACGAAUGCAUUGCCCAGCUCAAAGAUUUGCUACCAGAGCACCUCAAGCUUACAACGCUGGGUCAUUUGGAGAAAGCGGUGGUGCUGGAACUCACUCUGAAGCACGUGAACGCCUUGAACAGCCUGCUGGAGCGGCAGCAGCAGCAGAUCUUGGAGCUGCAAAAGGGCCUCCAAAUAAGUGACAACGGCAGCGACGGCCCAGAGGUCAGCGAGCAGAUGUUCCACUCGGGUUUCCACCUAUGCGCAAAAGAGGUCCUCCACUAUCUGGCUCGCCGAGACAACAGUCAGGACCUGAUGCCGUCCCAUGUCAUCAGCCACAUCCACAAGGUGGCUUCUGAAGUACUGCAACAUCAAAGCGACACGCUCGUCAGCGAGUCCGUCUUUCAGAGUUCGGCGAAACUGAAGAAACCCGCGGAGCAGCCCUCCAGAGCCACCAAGGGCCCGUCCAAGAACUGCGUUCCCGUCAUUCAAAGGACUUACCCAGGCGGGAUGGGGGAGCAGAGCGGCAGCGACACAGACACUGACAGCGGCUACGGGGGCGAACACGACAAACGUGACCCCACGGCCCGGCGGUCGGACGGCCACGGGAAGGAGGCGGAGCUCAAGCGCGCGAGGUCUGAGCGGACCGCUGACGGCGUCGAGAACGAGGGGGGCGAGCCCUGGGCCAAGAAGUCUCGGUCUGAUUCCUCUGAGGACGAAAGCCUCUCUGGUCCUGCAGCCGGAGCCGCCGGCAACUACGUGGCUUUCUCCCCCAACCGACACCCGCUCUGCCUCCCCUUCUAUUUCAUUCCCCCCGCAGCUGCAGCAGCGGCAGCAUAUCUGCCCAUGCUGGAGAAGUGUUGGUAUCCCGGGGGCAUGCCAGUCAUGUACCCUGGCAUGAGCGCCUCUGCGGCCAGCUUACCCCCAGAGACGCUCUCGCCGCCUCUGGUGAUGUCCCAGAGGGCGGGCUCGCCAAUUCCACGCCAGCGCUCCUUGGACUCCCCUGUACUUCACAAAGCUUUAAAACAGGUCUCCCCAUUAAACUUGGAUACUAAAGAGUAACAGAGUUUUUUUUGUGUUUGGGGAAAUCUCCAUGGAAAAGGGGCGAAACAAAAGAAAAACAGCCGGUGGCCGUUCAGAGGUGCUGAACUCUUACAUUGUCAACCACCAUCUAUCGUCUGCUCCUCCGUGUGGAUUUUCAAGGGUCAUGCCCACCUGUUGCGUGACCUGCGAACCUGUGAGAAUGAGUCUCUUCAAUGCACUCUGUGCUGAAUGUCACAGGGUUAAUCCAGAAUGUAAGGGACAUAAGCUCCCACCCCACAAAAAGUAUGUACGAUUUCGACCUGUCAAUUUGCACACACACCAGUCUACAAUGAAUGUAAGGAUUCAACAAAAGCCCCUUGUAUUAUACAUGCUGCUUGGACUCAUCCGAUCUGCUGUAGAGCGACAGAUCGACUGAGCUUGUGUUUUUGUCUCGGAACUGCAACUAUACAUCAUUUAUUCUUUUUUUCAUUUGCUUCAUUUUGUACAAAAUUCCUUUUUGUGUUGACCACAACAUGUCACUCAUCCUCCAGCUAUCGUGGGAUGAGUGUUUGUCAAGAAUUCAGGGCGUUGUCACUGUACGAGGUGUGUCACUCAUGAUCUGUGGAAGUCAGCAUACAUGCUUUUAGUUUUCCUUGUGACACGUGACUUAUGUGAGCAUCUAGACUGAUCUCCUGUAAAGUUGUGUCCUUUUUUUUUUUGUUUAUGCUACUCUUCACAUCUCUAUUUUUGAUACGUGACCUAAUGCGUGUAUUGGCGUCGCUGUCCGAGGAAGGUUCAUGGCGGUCGUGUGCUGUUAUGCCACACGUGUUCAUAGCUUUUGUUUUCAUCCCCACUUGUGUUCGCCCUCAAAUUCCAGAUCAAGCCAAGCCUGAUCUCCGCUUACGGCGUUGCCUUUGACUCAUUUAGCGCAGACACACUGACGAUGGGUUUUGAAUGUAUUUUGCUUUAAAUGUUGUGUCUGUGGCAAAGAGUGAAUGUAAAAGUGAAACAAGAAAACGUUAAUUGUUUUAUAUAGAAAGAGGUACUUGGGAUUUUUAUUUUGAUUAUAACACACUUGUUGGUCGGCAUUUUAUAAAGUUUUAUUGAUAUAUAUUAAAGUAUUAAUAAAGUU